UCUGCACUAACACGCUUUGCAGUCAGACACAGAGUUCUGCUACUAUGGGAAUGUAGCUAACCAUUUCCUCCAGUUAGCCAUGAAAAGACGGUGAUUUCAAACGUAAAACAGCAGCCAAGGGAACCAUGUCCCAUCAUAAUGUGGUGAACGGAUGCAAACUGGUCGCUGUGCUUCUUCUUUGGCUUGGUGCCUCUGCAGAAGACAAACCUACAGGUCGUGCUCAUGCCUCAGAGCCCCAGGAGCUCACACCACACAGCUCUAUUGGAUUGUCGGACGUGGUGUUGGUGAUCCAGAGUCAGAGGAACUCCUUCCACGCCCGCCGAGGUGGUCAGAGGAAGGUGGAGAUUCUUCAGCAGGCAGCUGAGCUGGGACAGGGAGUUCCAGUUGUUCUUCUUCUCCAUGAGCUGUCAGAGUUUGAAGGGGAUUGGAGUAUCCUCCCUUUGCUCCCUAAUCUCUCUGCUACUUAUGGCCAAUCAGCAUCCUGGUUUUUCUUCAUAGAGGAGGAAACCAGCGUCUCACUGCCUAAUCUGCUGCAGGUCCUCCAAAGAUAUCAAGUCCAAGAGGAAUGGUUUUUGGGUAAGCUUCUCCAUGACAACGAGCCUUCCAUUAUCCACCACUAUGCGUUCUCUGAAGACCCCGGUUCCUUUAGUUACCCUGACCCUGCAGCAGGCUGGGCUCUCAGCACGCCUCUGCUCCAGAGACUCACUGAGCGGAUACAACAUAAGCCUCUGAAGUCAGAUUUCACUAUCGACUUGAAACAUGAGGUUGCGUUGUACAUUUGGGAGGAAGGGAAUGGUCCAAAGCUGACGGCAGUUCCAGAGUUUUGUACAGAGACGAGAGACAACUGCGCUACGACAUUUACAACCUACCUGCCAAACUGUGGAGAUCCGGUGUCGAGGAAAGAAGUAUUUGUUGCUGUGAAAACUUGCCAAAAAUUCCACUCUGAACGAUUACCAGUCGUGAAGGCAACCUGGGAGAAAGAUGCUGAGUUUUUAGAGUAUUACAGCGAUGUUGCUGAUGCCUCCAUACCCACAAUCAAUCUGGGAGUGCCCAACACUGAGAGAGGGCAUUGUGGGAAGACUUUUGCCAUCUUGAGGCGGUUCUUGAGUAAAGCUGUGCCAAAGACUGAUUGGCUACUUAUUGUUGAUGAUGAUACACUCAUCAGUUUACCCAGGUUGCGGCGACUGCUGCGAUGCUAUGACCCAAAGGAGGCAGUGAGCCUGGGGGAGAGAUACGGCUACAGCUUGCUUCUGAACGGAUACAGCUACACCACCGGAGGAGGAGGGAUGGUGCUCAGUCGUGCGGCAGUGUCCAUGCUACUUUCCAGUGGUUGUCGCUGCUACAGUGACGAUGCUCCUGAUGACAUGGUGCUGGGCAGGUGCUUCGCUUUCCUGGGUGUUCCCAUCACACACAGUCCCCUGUUCCACCAGGCUCGACCGUAUGACUACUCCGAAACACUGGAGCAGGCUGUGUCGUUCCACAAGCACUGGAACAUAGAUCCUGUGAUCGUCUUCAAACUCUGGCUGCAGGACACACACCCACGAGAUGAACUGUAGAAACACUGUGUUUACAAUACUUCAAACACUGAAUCUGAAUAUGCACAACUGCGUCGAGCUAAAGAUCAGCAAACAAGCAGCGAAACGCGCCCUGAAACAUAAUUCUUAACCACCUUAAUACCUGCAUUGAUCAAUAUUUUGUAUGUCAACACAAAAUCAAAUGAGUGUGUGUAAUGUUAAAGUGGUCGCAGAGAAUUACCAACCAAGUUUUUUAACUCCACAGAGGUUUCUAGCUUAAUUGAGCCCAACUAUUUGCCGAAAUGGCCUGUGCAUAGACCGUAUGAUUAAAUCAGCAAAACCAGCUUUAUUAAAAGCACCAAACAGCAGACAGACAAACUGCUGAGUGAAUACAAAUGUUUAUCUGCCUCCACUGGAUGAGUAGCUUUAAGCACCUGUAUAUGUCAGGGAUUUGAAGAUGGCUUCGUGUCUUUCCUUUUGCCGCCAAACAUUUGGCUGUUAGCAAGAAUUACAGACUUAGAGACUUUACAUGUUUCGAGGAGCUGGAGGACUUCCUGUGGACCUCAGCGCUGUCUAUCAGCCAUUAGAGAGACUGGAUCGUGGGAGUGGAUGUCUGACGAUUGCUGCUGUCACUUUACCCCGAAACUAAAUUUUAACUAUGAACCAAGAUGUUUCAUUUAUUGAAGAAAGAUUGUGUUGGUAUAUUUGUGUGAUCUGAUAUGAUAUCUGUUAAGGAUGUCUCAAGUCAUUCAAUGUUUAUUUUGUUUUAUUUAAUUUAUUUAGCCGGUUAAGUCAAUCUCUACAAGGGAGACCUGAAGUUGCAGACAAAACAAUAGAAAAUCAGGCAACAGCUUCGAUAAAAUAUUACUAAACAGGCAACAGACAGCUUAAAACACAUGUAAGCUAAGAAUAGAGACAACUAACAAACUAGUCAUUUACCAUGGAAUAUUCCUAAUGAUGAAAACAAUUUAUUUCAAUAAUAUUUUACAGAAUUUUGUGUUCAUUUCUAUUUCAUGCAAACAAAACUUUUUCGAAACUUCUUCUUCUUUCUUAGACUUAGAUUUCCCCAAAUAUCAAACUGUUCCAUAUAAUUUUGAAUUCAUUUUAUAUAUUUUGAAACAAAUUUCAAGAUUUUGCAUAAAGAGUUGUGUAGAUAUUGUUGUUUAUUUAGCAAAUGGAAUAUCAUUAACCAAAUGAGUCCCUGGUGGGGUUUUGUAUAAUUUGUGUGGUUUAGUAGAUUGGUGUACAAGUAAUUACAACCACGGCUGUCCACAUUCUGGAGCUGUUUUUAUGAAUAUAUAAAUGUUUGUGCAUGCUUGCUGAAA
Messenger RNA from Anarrhichthys ocellatus (wolf-eel), 2839 nucleotides. RefSeq names its product beta 3-glucosyltransferase b (gene b3glctb). The record is from RefSeq and is a predicted model, not a curated record. The coding region runs from base 126 to 1556 and encodes 476 amino acids. Lineage: Eukaryota; Metazoa; Chordata; Actinopteri; Perciformes; Anarhichadidae. The transcript has 15 exons. Gene Ontology annotation, molecular function: glycosyltransferase activity. Gene Ontology annotation, cellular component: membrane.